Osmia lignaria (orchard mason bee) is the source of this 2063-nucleotide messenger RNA. Its product is annotated as peroxisomal N(1)-acetyl-spermine/spermidine oxidase. Gene Ontology annotation, molecular function: polyamine oxidase activity. NCBI's taxonomy places the organism in Eukaryota, Metazoa, Arthropoda, Insecta, Hymenoptera, Megachilidae. The record is from RefSeq and is a predicted model, not a curated record.
AGGCAAUGGUCGUUUGUUUGCGCGUGUGGCAUGCUCUCCUCAUAGCAACGUUCACCAAUAAAAAACCCCUCCUUGAUAACAUCUAUGUAAAUUUUUAUCAAGAUUAAGCAUUAUCGUCUUCAUGAACAAAUUUACUAGUUUCGCAGAUUUACGUCCAAUGAGAUGCUACUUACGAGGUCCAGAUUAUCGUUUCGAAGGUUCCAAACAAUUUUAGUAAAAACCUACUCGUCAAAGAAAGGAGGAGGUGGUAAGGAAAUACCGUCAUGUACAAAAGUGGCCAGAUUCGAGUCAUGUCAACUGGAUCCUUGCAUGUUGGAUCCAUGCAAACCGGAACCAACAGUGGUGAUCAUUGGUGCAGGGAUGGCCGGACUUUCAGCUGCGCAUCGUUUAGCACAAUGUGGUCUUCAAAAUUUCACAAUAUUAGAGGCAACGGAUAGACCAGGAGGCCGAAUCCAUUCAUGUUGGUUAGGUGACGUAGUGGCGGAAAUGGGCGCCACUUGGAUCGAAGGAGGAUGCGUAGCGAAUCCUGUUUUCACCUUAGCUGCUCAAGAGGGUCUUCUGAAGCCACCUCUGUUCAGACCUGAUCCAAGUCGCGGUCUUUUUUGUACAAGCGAUGGACGGGCUAUCGAUCUUCCUGUCAGCAUUACUGCAUAUCAUACCUUCCGUCAAAUCGAGCAACAGGCAGCAGCUCUUUUCUCCCUAGGUUGUGGCCGCACCCACGGUACGUUGCUGAAUUUCAUGGGUGUCAGAAUUCAGCAGGAGCUCCACAAUUUCCCGGAGGAGCAACGAUAUGACGCAGCCAGAGUGAUGUACGGAAUGACAAACUGCGUGAGAUGUCGGUGCGGUGAUGAUCUUUCGCUAGUUUCUGCUGAUCAAUUUGGAAGUUACAUCGAGAUUCCUGGUGGUAAUGUUAGAGUGCCUCUUGGCUACGUCGGUGUACUUGCUCCGCUGCUACGAGAUUUGCCAAGCUGUUCUCUCAAAUACUGUAAGCCAGUUAGCUGUGUCAGAUGGGGUGCCAUAAGUGAUUCUUGUCCUCGAGCUGUGGUGAAGUGUUGCGAUGGCGAAGAAUUUCCCGCUGAUUACGUUAUCGUUACCGUGUCUCUUGGUGUCCUGAAACAUCAACACGAUAAACUUUUCUGUCCAGCAUUGCCUGCUGAGAAAGUCGAGGCUAUUUGUAAAUUGGGAUAUGGUUACGUUAAUAAAAUAUUCUUGGAAUACGCGAGGCCGUUCUGGGUUUGGAAAGAAGGUGGCAUUAAGCUAGCUUGGUCAGCUGAUGAACUUGCUGACAGAUGCGACUGGGUGAAAGGAAUCUCAAACAUAGAAGAGUUAUCGACAUCACAGCACGUUUUAUGUGCAUGGAUCUGUGGUCGUGAAGCAGCGGAUAUGGAAUUAUGUUCCGACGAAGAGGUGGUUGAGUCAAUAACAAGAGUCCUUCGACAAUUUACCGGUGAUCCAACGCUUCCCUAUCCAGCAAAUCUCCUCAGAAGUAAAUGGUGCAUGGAUCAAUACUUUGCUGGUGCAUAUAGUUAUAUGGGAAUGGACAGCACUGUUGGGCAUCAGUGCGAUUUGGCCAGUCCUUUGCCAGGUACAUGUGAGCCAAUACCACCAAUUCUCCUAUUUGCUGGAGAGGCCACAAUUCCGGGUCACUAUAGCACAGUACACGGUGCUAGAUUAAGUGGCAUUCGAGAAGCGGAGAGGAUAAUUCAAUUGACAAAACGUUUUGGUGGUCCACCAAAGAAAAUUAUCGAGAAGAGUUCUUAAAAGUGUAAAAAAUUAAUAUAUGUCGAAGUAAAUGUACCUGUACCAAGUGUUACGUCCAAAAAUAGAUCUACUGUCCACGAAAAGCCAUUCGUCAGUUCAUAUUGUUCAGCUGAAAAUGAAAUUUGUAUUAAGUUCCAAAUUCUUUGAGGAAUGUAUUUAAUUUGUCAUUUGAUAAUUAUAUUAUUUUUAUAAUUGUAAAUUAUACCUUUGCUACAAUUUUACAUUGCACAUAGUCAAGUUCAAUAAAAGAUAUAAUUUUUAAUUUAUCCUUGAAGUUUUAAUAUAUUUUAUAUUACUGCAUU